AUGGAUCAAAACAACAAAAUCAUGCAGUCGAAAGAAGCUCGCUCCAAGAGAGCUGUUAUUCCUGAUACCCCAUUGGAACAUAACUGCUUCAUGUGUAGUCGGUCGGACGAUGUUGCCAAUCUGGUAGGCUGCGGCAAAUGUGAAAAUUGGGCUCAUUAUGAUUGCGCGGGGGUCUCAUCUUCAGUAGAGGCCACUGAGGUAUCGUGGGAAUGUGCAGCAUGCCGUGCAAAUACGGUUGAAGCUGCUUUGUCCACAACAUCAAAGGCUGUAUCAAGAUCCAGUAGACGAUCGUCACGAAUCCAAGAAAAUCUACAAAUGCUAGAAGAGGAAAAGGAUAUAGAAUUGAAAGCACUAGAGAAAGAAGAGGAAGACCGGCAGGAAUUCCGUAAGAAGCGAUUGGAAAUAGAAAAGGAAUUUCUAAAACAGAAAUACGAUGUCCAGCGAGAGGGUUCGAAAGGUAACAGGAGUGAACGAAGCAAAGCUAGCAGCAGGAAUAGUAGGCAUAUUGUAGAAAAUUGGUUGGCGAAGGAACCGGUAGGUGCACAACCGGAAAGGGUCGCUGCAUGGGAGUUUCCGCCGCAAUUAUCAAACACAGAGCCAUCCGUGUCAGUAGCUAGAGCAAUCUCUUCGAUCUCCCUUAGUAGUCCCCCGAAUGUGCCUUUAGUUCCGAAAUCUGCAUCCACGCCGUAUGCUGGACAAGGUCUGCCGUUGCUAAAUCCCGUAGUUCUUCCGGAUAUUCGAAUACCACAGUUAACGGUUGUAAGUCCAACAGGAUCACGUUUAGUACCGCGAGUUAGCGUACCAGAAACAUUUUCCCAAAAACCACCUUGGGCAGCGCCCACUAGGACAGCUGUGGAUCGCCGAGAGGACCUUAGUGAUCGACUUUUAGUACCAUCAUCGUUCUGUAUAUCGUCUGACAGUUCAGCAAUGCGAUGCUUUGCUAACUCGCUAAGUGACAGAAGACCACUUUCUACAAUCUCGGAAGAAACAUUCGGACAUAAUAUAAGUAUUCCACCGCCAAACUUCCAGCAACAAACAAUUGGUCCUAUGUCAUCGUAUGAAUCAGGAGACAAUCCAACCUGCCAAAGCUAUGGAUCAUCUGUGGCAUACUCGGUAAUCCCAAACUGUACCGAUAUGACCUUUAUGCAGGGUCCUAUUACAAUAUCCGAAGGAGUGGCUAAUCCUUAUGCCGCUGCCAUGCGCAAUCCCCCCAAAGUUACUUGGGUUGUGGACCCCUUAUCUUCCGUGCCAAUUACAACAAUUGCCUCAAGUUUACUGCCAACGGGGCAAGAAGUACAAGGUUCGCUCCCUCCAUAUACAAUUUCUCCACCGUUGCAAAAUAACUGGGCGUUACCUGUUGAGCCACAGAAAGUUCCGACACAGACAAGGUUGAAUAAUCAAGGUCCACUUCCCCAUUCACCGGUGAUAACAAGGGAAGAUUUUACCGGUCCGUCAAAUAAACAACUGGCAGCACGUCAAGUAAUACAACGAGAGCUUCCCAAUUUCUCGGGACAUCCGCAGGAUUGGCCCUUAUUUUAUUGGUCUUUCAAGAACAGCUCCGACUCAUGUGGAUUUACACAUGAGGAAAAUUUAGCAAGACUUCAACGCUGCCUGAAAGGUCAGGCCUUGGACGCGGUCAAGAGUAAACUACAAUUCCCAGCAGCAGUUCCCGAAAUUAUACAAACUCUAAAAAUGCUUUUUGGGCAACCGGAGAUUUUGCUGUACACAAUGCUACAACAACUUCGCGCUUUACCGCCACCCAAACAUGAAAACUUACAAUCGAUUAUAACAUUUGGCCUGGCGGUGAAAAAUGCGGUAGAUUACUUGACAACUGCUCAAUUGAGAGAACAUUUAUUUGAUUCAACGUUGCUGAUAGAACUCGUUGAAAAACUCCCAACACAGCUGCAAAUAGAAUGGUCACGUUUCAAGCGACAGAAUACGGUGGUCAACCUAGAAACCUUCAGCACCUUUAUGACUGAACUAGUUGUCGUCACAGCGGACGUGGUUCUACCGAAAAAAGCUGCUCUUAACUCCGAAAAAUCUGGAAAAUCUGUUCGUGAGAAACAAAGAAUUAAUGUACAUGUGGAAGAUCGAGAAUCCGAGGAUGUGUCAGACUCCAGACCAGCAAUAAACAAGCUUUGCGUUUAUUGUUCCAAUCCUAAUCACGAGGUGGCAAACUGCAGUCAAUUUAAAGCUCUCGAUCUGAAUGGGAGGUUUACAGUUGUCAAGCAGAAGGGAAUGUGCAGAAUUUGUCUCAUACCCCACAGAAGAUGGCCUUGUCGUUCUACCAGAGAGUGUGGCAUUGAGGGUUGUAGAGUACGACACCAUAGUUUACUGCACCCAGGAACCCCUAGUAGCCCCAGUAAUCCUAAUGCCCCAGAAACCCAGGUUCAAAGAGAAACUGCAUAUCACAACCAUCAUUCUAUAACUUCGUGUGCUCUCUUCCGAUAUCUGCCGGUUGAGAUACACUAUGGUGAGGAGAAAAUAGAAACAUACGCCUUCCUGGACGAUGGAUCGUCAGCCACCAUGAUUGAAUCUUGGAUUCCUGAUAAACUUGGUGUCACCGGGAAAGUAGAUCCGCUUUGGUUAUCGUGGACUGGAGAUAUAUCUCGCGAAGAAAAGAAGUCGGAGCGAAUUUCCUUGUGGAUUUCCGCCCAGGGAUCAGACAAAAUGUUUAAAAUGGACAACGUGAGGACAGUACCAGAAUUGAAACUUCCGGAACAAUCGUUCGAUUAUCAAACCGUACAGAAAUCGUAUUCUCAUCUCAAAGGACUUCCUUUGCGCAGCUAUUCCAGUGCUUCUCCUGGGAUUAUUGUUGGAAUUGAUCAAGUUCGACUGUUGGCACCCUUGGCCACCAGAGAAGGUCGUAACAACGAGUUAGUCGCUGUAAAAACUCGUUUGGGCUGGAGCGUUUAUGGCAAACAGUUGAGUACCCCGGACCAGGUAGAGCGUCUGCAUGUUCAUAUUGACCAGCAUACAUCGAACCAAGAACUGCACGGAAUGAUUGGUCAGUUUUUCGGGAUAGAAGAAUCUCUGAUUGUAAAACGAUCGGAUAAUAGCGUAGAAAAUGGGGCUUUGAAAACGCUGAAGGAAACAACGAGGCGCAUAGGCAACCGGUUUGAAACAGGUUUAUUGUGGAAAUACCAAUAUCGUAGUUUUCCCAAUUCCUUUGCUACUGCAGUACGCAGAGAAAUAAGUUUGCAUAAAAAAAUGGAGAAGGAUCCCCAGUUAUAUAAAAUUGUAAAAGAUCAAAUUAAAAACUAUCUGGACCAAGGAUAUGCCCAUAAAAUAACCAACCAAGAACUGACUGAAACUCGCCCCGAUCAGGUUUGGUAUUUACCGCUUGGUGUAGUGCGUAACCCCAAAAAACCGGAAAAGAUUCGUUUAGUAUGGGACGCAGCUGCGAAGUCUAAUGGCGUUUCGCUGAACGAUAUGUUGAAUAAGGGACCUGAUAUGCUAACUUCUCUCACCGCCAUUUUACUACGAUUUCGAGAAAAAAACAUUGCUAUCUGCGGCGACGUUAAAGAGAUGUUUCAUCAGGUAAAUAUCAGAACUGAAGACAGGCAGGCGCAACGUUUCCUUUUCCGUGAACAGCCAGAUCAGCAACCUCAAAUUUAUGUCAUGGAUGUAGCUACAUUUGGUGCGUCUUGCUCACCAUGUGUAGCUCAAUAUAUUAAAAAUUUGAACGCCCAGGAACAUGCUACACAAUUCCCACAAGCCUCUGCUGCAAUAAUUGAGCGAACUUAUGUCGAUGACUACCUAGACUGCGUGGAUACUCCAGAGGAAGCAGUUGCUCGGAUUAAUGAAGUAAGAUAUGUGCAUUCGUUGGGAGGGUUUGAGAUUCGCAAUUUCGUCUCAAACUCGACUGAAGUUCUGGAUAAAAUCGGUGCCGCAUCUGUACAAAAAGACAUUUCUCUGAAAUUUGAACCAGGUCUAGAAGAAUCCAAACAAGUUGAGCGUAUUCUAGGAAUGAUGUGGAAACCUCAUUCCGACACCUUCACUUUCAGUACUCUCAUGCAACCAGCGUUUGAACGAGUUUUAAAUGGCAGUAAAGUGCCAACAAAGCGCCAAAUUUUAAGCCUAGUUAUGAGUUUAUUUGACCCUCUGGGCCUUGUCGCACACUAUAUAGUGCAUGGUAAAAUACUGAUGCAAGAAUUGUGGAAAUUUGGAGCUGAAUGGGAUGAUGUCCUUCCUGAUGAGUUGACGGAAUCCUGGAACAGAUGGAAAGAUUUACUGCCAAGGCUGAAGGAAGUUAGCGUACCACGUUGUUUUUUCCCUGGAUUAAGUAGUUCGGCGCUCGAUGGGCUUCAAUUACAUGUGCUUGUUGAUGCUAGCGAGUCCGCAUUCGCAUGUGUAGCAUACUUGCGUAUAGUGGAAAAUAAUACUCCCAGUUGUGCUUUGGUUUCGGCGAAGACGAAGGUAGCUCCCCUCAAACCAAUAUCUAUGCCCCGCUCAGAGCUACAAGCAGCGUUGAUGGGAGCACGUCUGAUUGAGAAUGUAUCCGAAACACUGAAACUUCCAAUUGGUCGUAGAUAUUUGUGGACUGAUUCCCUCACGGUUCUUUCAUGGCUUCGAUCCGACAGUCGUCGUUAUCACCAAUUUGUUGCCUACCGCGUGGGAGAAAUUUUAACAAAAACAACACUUUCGGAGUGGAGAUAUGUACCCUCUAAACAAAAUGUUGCUGAUGACGCAACCAAAUGGGGAAACGGACCUAGCUUUUGCCCAUCUAAUCGUUGGUUCACUGGUCCCGAGUUUCUUCAACAGUCGGAGAACUUGUGGCCAGCAGACCGAAAAACAAACUCGCAACCGGAAGAAGAACUUAGAGCUGCGUUUCUACACCAUAACGAACUGCCCAGUGCUCUCAUCGAAAUAACACGCUUUUCUCGAUGGGACAGAUUGAUUCGCGCAACAUCCUGUUUUCUUCGUGCGGCGCAAAGAUUCAAAAAGGAAAUUAAAACUGGUCCUUACACAUCGGAAGAGAUGCAGCGAGCGGAGAUCUUUUUGAUCACUCAAGUUCAGACUGAAGUGUACCCAGCAGAAUAUCGUCUCCUGAAAAAAAAUCUCAAAAAUACGGAAAUCUGCUUGGUAUCCAAAUCCAGUGUUUUGUAUCAACUGUCUCCGUUUAUGGACGAUCUCGGUGUAAUACGAAUGGAUAGUCGAAUUGGAGCGGCUUCCCAUCCAUUAAUUGAAACCAAAAACCCCAUCAUCCUACCGAAGAAUCAUCAUUUCACCGAUCUUCUCAUUUACCACUAUCACCAACGAUUUCUUCAUCGUAACAACGAAACAGUCUGCAACGAAAUUCAUCAACGUUUCAGGAUCCAAAACUUACGUGUCUCUGUGCGAAGAGUAGCAAAGUCUUGUAAGUUAUGUCAAAUCAGGAAUGCUCGACCACGGCCUCCGAGAAUGGCUCCUCUGCCAACCGUUCGGACUACGCCCUACAUUAAACCUUUCACUCACACUGGAGUGGAUUACUUUGGACCACUCAUGGUUAAACAAGGUCGAAGCCUCGUUAAGCGAUGGGUGUCGCUUUUUACCUGUUUAACAAUUCGGGCAGUCCAUAUAGAAAUUGUGCACAGUUUGUCGGCUAGCUCUUGCAUACUAGCUAUUCGGAGGUUCAUUGCGCGUCGUGGAUCACCAUCUUCCUUCUAUACCGACAACGGGACGAAUUUUAAAGGUGCGUUCAACAUCCUACGGCAGCAGAUACAAAACAUAAAUGAAGAAUGUGCUACUAGCUUCACAAAUGCCUAUACACAAUGGCAUUUCAACCCUCCACUAACGCCGCAUAUGGGAGGCUGCUGGGAGAGAAUGGUGCGGUCGAUCAAGGAGGCAAUGCAGGCCGUUGGUGAUCAUACGCAACAUCCAAGUGACGAGGUAUUGGAAACGGUAGGUUUAGAAGCCGAAGCAAUAGUAAAUUCGCGCCCCUUAACGUACGUUCCUCUGGAUAAUUUCGAUGCAGAAGCUCUUACUCCUAACCACUUUCUGAUGUACAGUGAACAAGGAAUUACGCAACCAGCCCGCUUGACACAAGUUGACACACACAUAUUACGCGACAGUUGGCGUCUUGCGCAAACAUUGGUUGAUAUUUUUUGGGCAAGAUGGAUUAAGGAGUAUUUGCCUUCCAUUGCACGACGUACCAAAUGGUUUGAUCCUGUGAAACCACUAGAAGAAGGUGACGUAGUUAUAGUAAUAAAUGAAGGUCGUCGGAAUGGAUGGGAACGUGGACGCAUUUUGGAGGUUGUCAAAGCAGCUGAUGGACAAGUCCGACAGGUCGUUAUUCGAACUGCCACCGGAGUUUGUCGCAGACCAGCCACUAAAGUAGCACUUCUGGAUGUUCGUAGCAAGGAGUUAUGUCAGGAGCAGAUGUCGACGGAUCUACACGGGGAGGAGGAUGUUGUGGAGCCCACUGUGACUGAUCAGUAG
Molecule: messenger RNA, 6420 nt
Organism: Uranotaenia lowii
Lineage: Eukaryota; Metazoa; Arthropoda; Insecta; Diptera; Culicidae
Exons: 1
Coding region: 1-6420 (2139 amino acids)
Biological process (GO): DNA integration
Molecular function (GO): nucleic acid binding
Source: RefSeq, a predicted model, not a curated record